AUGGUCAAGAGCAAGUCGCUCUCAGCCAAAGACAUCUGGGAGAAGUUGAAACAACACCACGAAGGGAACGCCGAUCCGUUCAAGAUUCGCACGCUACUCUACGAGAUUUCGAAUGCGUCGUACGAUGAGGACACCAACCUCGGCGAGUUUCUCAAGGGCAUCACGGACAAGGUCGAUCAACUCCAAGAUCUCGGCCAGAAGUUCAAGGAUGAAGCCAUCGUCGCGUUUAUGCUUCAAGCUCUACCUCCCUCAUACGAGAUGCUCAAGCAAGCUAUAAAGCUCAGCGAUAAGUGCUCGGUUGACUAAGCCGUCAAUCGACUUACCGACGAGUACAGUGAACGCAAGCUCACUGGCAAGUACGACAAGUUACUCAAGAACGCGGGAGCGUUAGCGGUUCGCGAAGGCACGCAAGUCAAGCGUGAUGCGAACUGCAUUUGUCGUCGUUGCAAGGGAACCGGUCAUUACCAAAUCGAUCCGGAAUGUCCCAAGUACGAUCCGAACGCCAAACGCGGUCGUAACAAGAACCACAGCAACAAGAAGAAGAAGCAACAUCAGCAUUCCAAGGGAUCUGCGGAUUCGGAGGAGUCGGCUUCUUUUGCGUUGGUGGUCAAGUCUCUCGAGGAGAGCCAUUCGCUUCACAUCAACGUCGCGAAUAGGGUGUCACAGAACGACCAGAGUGAGAUCUGGAUCCUGGACACCGGUGCAAGUCAGCACUACGUCAGCAACGCAAGUCUGCUUACCGACCGUCAACAUGGAAGUCUGAACGUUCAAACCGCGAGCGGUCAGGUAGUACAUUGCGACACGUAUGGUACGGUACGGUUCAAGUUGAGAAGCGGGGCCUCGCUCUCACUUUCGAACGUCUACCAUCUCCCGGGCGCUCCGGUGAACCUCGUCUCGACUCGUGCUCUAUACCGAUCAGGAGCUAGUUGCGGAUGGGAAGAUGGCAGGGAUGUCAUGACGAUCAAGAUCAAAGGGCUUACCGUAGCGAAGACGCUGAACGGUACCGGUUACACCCUCGACUUUACGCGCAUUGUCGAGGACCAAGCUCAUGUUGCAACUCGUGCGACAGUGGGAGCGCCUUUGAUGGAAUGGCAUCGUCGCUACGGCCACAUCGCCGUGAGCUCGCUCAAGGAGCUCGUCAAGUCGAGGGUGUAA
Molecule: messenger RNA, 1155 nt
Organism: Microbotryum saponariae
Lineage: Eukaryota; Fungi; Basidiomycota; Microbotryomycetes; Microbotryales; Microbotryaceae
Source: the annotation of a GenBank genome assembly